Aphanomyces invadans is the source of this 1372-nucleotide messenger RNA. RefSeq names its product CAMK protein kinase. Lineage: Eukaryota; Oomycota; Saprolegniomycetes; Saprolegniales; Verrucalvaceae. The transcript has a single exon. The record is from RefSeq and is a predicted model, not a curated record. Gene Ontology annotation, molecular function: protein kinase activity; ATP binding. Bases 98 to 1108 code for a protein of 336 amino acids. Gene Ontology annotation, biological process: protein phosphorylation.
CCGGGGUGUAAUGUAUACGUAGGUGGAAACCGCGCAGCGGACGGCCGCCGCCAUCGGCUUCACUUGGCAAUCGGCGCUCGUUGCCGCAGGCACUAAAAUGCCCCCGCUGUCGUCGUCCUAUGCACUAGUCCAGCAACUGAAUGCUGAAGGCAACUCCAACAUCUUCCUGUACAAGCACAUUCCGUCGAACGACGUCGUCCUGGUCAAGACGAUUCAAGUUGCCGCAGCGAGCUUGGACAAACUAACAGGCGACACCGCGGCAUUCAACGAAAUGCAUAUCAACAAUAUCAUCAACAAGCACCGCCAUGACGGCAUUGUGUCAAUGCGUGAUGGUUUUGUUGCCAAUGGAGCCCUCCACUUGGUGUUUGACUAUAGUGCUGGGGGCGACCUGCUGACGCUAAUGACGAAGAAAUUCUCAGCGUCGUGGGCGGAAGCGCAUGCUAUCGCUAUCUUUCAGCAAGUGGUUUCUGCCGUGAACCACCUCCAUGGCCUCGAGAUUGCACACGGCGACAUUUCCCUGGAAAACAUCGUCAUCACGGACCAGCGCGACGCCCCCAUCUCGGUCAAGCUCUGUGACUUUGGCCUCGCCAUCGUCCACGAUGUUACGCGAUAUACAGGCGUCGGCAAGCUGUAUUACAUGAGCCCCGAGAUGCAUCUAAGAAGACCGUACAACGCACAGGCCAGCGAUCUUUGGGCUCUGGGGAUUCUUCUCUUCAUGCUUUUGACAGGCCGCCCGCUCUUUGAGAAGGCCACGAUGCUGGAUCCGACCUUUCACCGCUUCUUCCAUGCCCAGGCUUCGGAUCCGUCGACCGGCAUCAAAGCAGUCCUCGACGCAUCGCCGCAUUCUUCCACGUCUACCUUGACCCCCGACGCAGUCGAACUCAUUACUCGCCUCUUGCGUCCGCGACCUGCCGACCGCUUGUCUGCGGCGCAAGUUCUACUCCAUCCCUUAUUGAAAUGCAAACCUCGCCCUUUCAUACCGACCAAACUGACUCGGCAACGCCGAGCCAUGAGCUCUCCCGCACCCCGCCAUUGCCACUGUUCCAGAGCCCCCGUCCUGCCGCGGCUGCCAGUCUCGUACUUCAAGUCCAUCACCACGACCAUGUGACGUCGCCGAAUUAUUUAUAGGUUCCAUCGUUCAUUACUCGACUUUGUCUUUUUCGUCGGCGGCCGUGGGUCCCGGCGCCGUCCACUGCCAAUACGUCGUGUAUACCAGCGCCAGGACAAAAUGACCACACGAGUACAGGGCAAACAAGUACUCGUGGAUGUGGGGGUACUUGGAUGGCGGGGCCACCGACCAGGCCAGGACUUGCAAGAUCGCAAUGCCCACAAUAGAUGCCUACCAUGGAUUUGGUGGGGAAAGUGCAGAUGA